GGGAAGAGGAGGAGGGAAACAGGGAGAGGGAGCAGAGAGCUGUGGGGGCCGCUGAUGCUGAUGGGGGGAGGAGGAUAGGGAGGAGCUCCGCGGGGUGGCGGUCAGGAAGGGAGGGGUCUUAAUGGGGAGGCGGAGGGUGGAACAGAGUUUCUCCUCCCCUGGAGCCCCGAUCAGAUUUCCUCUAGAGGCAGAAGAAAAAGCAAAGAUCCCACCUUCACUUCCCUCUGCCUGGCCCGAGUGGGCUCGCCUCCUGCCUCUCUGUUCUGCGCCGUCCGCCCGGGACCCAAGGAGCCCCAGGAUGAUCUGGAAAAGCCUGCCCGUGCUCGCCCUGGUGGCCAUCGCCUGGGUCCACGCUGAGGAAGAAUCAAAAAGCAAGUCCAAAGUGUGUGCCAAUGUGUUUUGUGGUGCCGGCCGGGAGUGCGCGGUCACCGAGAAGGGAGAGCCAACCUGUCUUUGUAUUGAGCAAUGCAAAUCUCACAAGAGGCCUGUGUGUGGCAGUAAUGGGAAGACGUACCUCAACCACUGUGAGCUGCACCGUGACGCCUGCCUCACUGGGUCCAAAAUCCAGGUGGACCACGAUGGGCACUGCAAAGAGAAGAAACCAGUGAGUCCAUCAGCGAGCCCAGUUGUCUGCUAUCAGUCUGACCGUGACGAGCUCCGGAGGCGCAUCAUCAAGUGGCUAGAGGCUGAGAUCAUACCUGAUGGCUGGUUCUCUAAGGGGAGCAACUACAGCGAAGUCUUAGACAAAUAUUUUAAGAGCUACGAUGAUGGAGACUCCCGAUUGGACUCCAACGAGUUCUUGAAAUUUGUGGAACAGAAUGAAACCGCUAUCAACAUCACCACCUAUGUUAACCAGGAGACCAACAAGCUGCUCAGGGGACUCUGCAUUGAUGCUCUCAUUGAGCUCUCUGAUGAAAACGCUGACUGGAAACUCAAUUUUCACGAAUUCCUCAAGUGCCUCAACCCUUCUUUCAAUCCUCCUGAGAAGAAAUGUGCCCUGGAAGACGAAACCUAUGAGGAUGGAGCCGAGACCCAGGUGGAAUGUAACCGCUGUGUCUGUGCCUGUGGGAACUGGGUCUGUACCGCCAUGACCUGUGAGGGAAAGAAUCAGAAAGGGCGACAGCCUAAUGAAGAUCUGACUGAAGAGGAGCUGGCUAGAUAUGUCCAAGAACUACAGAAGCAUCAGGAGACAGCGGAAAAGAACAAGAAGCCAAGCACCAAAGAGAUAUAACAGAAGCUUCCAGCCCCUGAAGAAGGAACCCAGGGAUUCUGCCUCCCGGCAGGCUCAGCCUGUGCCCGUUUACUUCAGCGCUGAAUUCCAUAUACACAAGUGUCUGCUACAGUUUCCAAAUCGCCAAUAUUUACAUUGUAUAAUGACUUUUUUUCACUUAUUUGUUUUUGUAAUAAAGGAAGAUGUGGGAGAAGAGAGGGGGUGGGGCCAUAACCUUCGUUUCUGAGAAAGCUUUAAGGGAAACUGGAACUGGUGUUUGGGGGGCUCCCCAAGGAGGCUGCUUCCCAGUUACAGGUGGAGCCCGCUUGGAUCAGAACCACAUCCCAGUCCCGGGCAGCUCUCAGAUGAGCUGGAGGAAAUGCAAUGCUAGAAUGCCAGGGAAAUCUGUUCAUAGGAGAGAGGAUGGCUGGUGGCCAUUCUGGAUUGGAGGGAAAGGAGAUUGUAGAUGAGGGAAUACAUUCCUGCUCCAGAGAAGGCACUAGGGGCAGGGGAACCAUACUGUAGCUUGGCUCCUGAGAUCCCAUGCCCUCUCAGCUUGUCCUCUCCCGCUCUGUCCAGGAGUGUACCCUCAAAAGACAAAUGGAAAGGCUAACUCACGGCAGCUUUCCAUUGGCCAGUUGUCUGUCAGUAUGACCUGAACUUUAUACCUCUACUGGUGACCCUGGCAACCUGUUAGUGACCAUACAUCCUCCAAACCACCUACUCCUCAUGAGGCUUGGGCAGAGAGCUCUGGGAGUCCCAAAUCUCUGUGCUCCAGCUCUUGUCCUCCCUACCCCUAUUGGGCACACUCUUUCAUUUGUUUAUUUUGUUUUGUUUUGUUUUUACUUUUCACAAAGGUGCUAUCUUCUCUUGAAACACUUUUGACAAGUUGACUCUUUUUUUCAUUUAUUUUUAUUACCAUUGCCUGUUGUUCAUGAAUAUUUUAUUUUCUGGACUAGGAAUUGAGUUUUUGUAUUUUUCAGUACUUUCUAGACUUUGGAGGGGAGGGAGGAAUUUAUUAUUAUUUAAUGUCUCAUUCCAUGCAUGGCCUCACCAUGCCUGCAGCCCAGACCACACACUACAUUGCACACUGGAUGGUCAGGGUUUUCUUCCAUCACUUCCAAAGACAUCAAUGUCUGUGAGUGGGAACAGGGGCUGCCUCAAAGAGAAGCCAGUGAAAGAAGAAACAUUGUCAUAGAAAACUCUCUAUGUAGGAAGACCAGGUUUUGACUGAUUCUAUGGAGAUGAUUUUGAGGGCUCCAAAUACAAAUGUCUAUGUCAGAAUUCAGAUAUUCCAAAUGGAGGUUAAAAAAAGUAUAACAGAAUACCUCCUCUUUCUACAGAGAUCUGGGGACUGGGAAAUUAUUGAAACAAGGAUGGAUAGCAAGUGAUGUAAAUGGAUGGGAUAAACCUCUAAGGAGGAGAGAUUGCCCAAUGAAAGCAGAAGAGGAAAGGUCUGGAUGUUGAGGUUCGAAGAGGGUGUCUACACCUUUCUCUGGCCCAGAGUGUCAGGAUUGGGGAGUGAGAGGAGCACCUUGUAUCAGAGAGACAGUGGCCAGGGGUGCAAUGUCUUACAGAGGGAGCCAGUUUUCCAUGAGUGCAAGAAGGCUUCUUGUCUACCCUUAACCCUUUCAGGUUUCUUCAAGCUCUGAGAUUCUGUGAGUCUAUGACUCAAGUUCAUGUGAUUUUAGUCUCCUUCCAUGAGAUGAAGCUCUGUUAUGAUCCACCAAGAUUGGCAGCAAGGGCAUAAAUUUAAUGAUGAUGGUAGAUUAUGCUAAAAAGCAAUGGAGACAGCAGGCAAUAGAGGGAGGGAAAUAUAGCUGAUUUGUUUUGAGCUUGUUUUUUUUUUCCAUUUCAUGUUAGACUCAUUCUUUGAAACAAAAAAGAAUAUCUUCAAUAGCAAUUUAUGGUAGGAUGUCAGUCAACAAGUAUUUCUUAAACACCUACUAUGUGCCAGGCACUUGGCAUAAAGGAAAAUCACCCAAAAUGGACAGGCAUGGAUGGACUGAAAUCUGCUUCAGUGGAGGGAAUACUCACUUAGAAGAGAUCACAGAACCAUUAGAAUAUGGAAUUAAAACUUGGCUCCUAGUUUCAACAGGGAAAAAGUAAGAGACCACUCUGGCACUAUCGGGCUUGGGAAAUACAGGUAUUAGACAGAAGCCACUUCCUGUUUCUGAGUACUUCAAUUCUAACUUCCCUUUUCCCACACUUGGCACUGUGUCUACUUCAGAUCAAUACACAGAUGCAUAGGUGUUCCAUCUAGAACAAUUCCUGCACAGUAAAUGUUUGUUGAUUGACUGAUAGAACAAACAUGAAAUCCUGUGUAGAAGGCAGACAAGGAUCCAUCUUUUCUUCAGAAUUAAAUGACUUGAGUUAUAAUGCAUGAACAAUGAUGAGAGGCUGUUGUUUUUAAAUUGGAAUUCUCUCUAAAUAGAUUUCCUUUCCCCCAUUCACUGAAAAAAGUAUGCAAUUUCAAACACUCCAACUUGGAGGGAUCCAUUUUGCUUAGAAUUCUCAUUUUUCAUCUAUCUUUAGCCUAAGACAUUGUUAACUCCUUGUCUAUUCCUGAAGUCCAAGCAUCUCCUUGUUCAAGUGCCUUACAAAACCUCGCAGCCAGCCUUAAUCAAACUACAAGUUUUCACUUGCAGAAAAUGGGCUCCUUUUCCCAUCCCAGAAUCCUUGAGGAGAGAGGGAGGGUCAGAGUCUGGCAGUGAGGUUGGAAGCAAAUUACCAGUGCAAUGUCCCAUCAGUCAAUUCCACCAAUACAUUUAAUUAGCGGCACAGGUCAAAAUUACCAUCACCAUAUGAGCUAAUAGAUUGAAAGCUGGAAGGGAUUUCAGAGGUAAAAUUCAACUCCCUCAUUCUACAGGUGAGGAACUUGACAUCCAAAAAAGGUUCAAUGACUUGACCAUUGACAUCUAACAAAUGUCUAAGGCAAGAUUUAAACCCAGGUCUAACUGACUCGAAUGCCACUACCAACGCCCCCUCUCAGAGCACUGGGGCAACUUGGAUCUACUCUAAAGAUAAAAUGUAUAAUCAGUCUGGCCUGGUCUGUAAACUGAGGGCAGCUCUAACCAGUUCUAUCAAAUUACUGCUUAUGAGCAGCCCAAAAGCUCAUGGAAAGGACUUUGUGGCUCAAGCUGAGGGAUCCUUCAGAGAACUCUGCACAGAAUAAAUGGAACAAAAUUUCAUAAGGUAUAAUUCUGUCCCUCUGGGAAGCAAGCUUCAAUGAGUCUCUUCUUUCCCCACCCCCACUAUGGUCUUGUAAGCCUGUGUUUAUGUGUUAAAACGUAUGCAUUAAAAACAAGCAUCCAUGGAAAUGUUAAUAUAAUCCCCUGGCUGACCACUUUCCAAGAGCAAAUGGGUCUUCCUUCUACUUACUAAUUAGCCUCACUUCCACCAUCUACCAAGUUCCAAGUAACUGUCUCGGAGAAAGGACUGCAGGGACAUUUUCUCCUAUAUGCUUACUUUCUACAUACAAAAAAAAAAACUUAAAAAAAAACAAUGUAAGCCUUCUUGUGUUUCUCGUGCAUGUGAGAAUGUGUCGAUGAAAGGUCUCUGUAGUCAAUAGUAGGCUUUCAUAUUGCAUUUAUUUUAACCCUUUUUGUAAUUCCUGGUAGGUUCAUUUUUUUCCUUUUCUUUGGAGAUAUAAAUGCCAAAUAAAGAAAUUAAAACAAUGA
Molecule: messenger RNA, 4890 nt
Organism: Trichosurus vulpecula (common brushtail)
Lineage: Eukaryota; Metazoa; Chordata; Mammalia; Diprotodontia; Phalangeridae
Gene: FSTL1
Product: follistatin like 1
Exons: 11
Coding region: 122-1231 (369 amino acids)
Biological process (GO): multicellular organism development; regulation of BMP signaling pathway; cell differentiation
Molecular function (GO): protein binding
Source: RefSeq, a predicted model, not a curated record